AUGCCGAAUGGCAGUUUACAGGACGCGCUGUUAGAUCGGAAGUGCGCCGAGUUGAUGCAUUGGGAUAGAAGGUUUGAGAUUAUUAUCUCCAUAGCCAAAGGGCUCGAAUAUUUACAUUAUUCCUGCGAUCCGCCUGUUGUUCACGGUGAUAUCAAACCUUCGAAUAUACUGCUGGAUUCUAAUUUUGAUGCUAAGAUUGCCGAUUUUGGUUUAGCUCAUGUGUUGAGUCGGGAGGACGAGUUAUCAGCGACUGGUGCUGAAGAGGAUGUGAAGGCUGGGAAGAAAGGGGAAGAUUACGGGUCGAUUAUUGAAGAAAACGAGAGCCUCGUGACAGAAGAUACUGUCGUUUUGAACAUCGAUCAAUCUCCAGAUGAUGCUUAUUGCUUGAGAAUACUCGACGACGAUGAUGAAGUUGCAAAUGCCUCAGAGAAAUCUCCUUCUGACGAGGUUCCGGAUCGAUCGAGCGUUGAUAGUGCUAACGUUCGAAAAGAGAUCAAAACAGGAAAGGAAAACGGCGAGGACUGGUGGUGGAAGCAAGAAAACACGACUGGAUUAUCUGAUUCCGGUCGAGUAAAGGACUACGUAAUGGAGUGGAUUGGGAAUGAGAUCAACAAGGAAAGGCCCAAGAAGGAAUGGGUCAAGUCCACUAGCUCGAUCGAUGAAGGUGCAGUUACCAGAGCCGUGCAAAAGAAGCAGAGUAAGAAAAAGCUUGAGUGGUGGGCCUCGCUCGACCGGGAGGCCGCGAAAAGGAACAAGAACCGGAAGCCUAGAGAAUGGUGGAAAGAAGAAUUUUGCGAUGAGCUUACCAAGAAGAAGAAAAAACGAGUACCCAAACCUGAAAAUCAUGAAGGAGAAGAACAAUUAUGGUGGCAAAAGGAUGAUCAGGACUGUACACAAGAGAGGAAAAGGAGGAGGAGCAAAGGAAGCCGGACUAGCCUCGACCGGUGGUUCGAGGGUUUUAGCGGCGAGUUCCGUAUAGGAAGGCGAAGCAGCCGAGAUUUGGGUAGCAAUAAUAAUAACGAUGUUCCCAAAAGCGGAAAUAUCAGCAGCACACCUAGUAUGAGGGGUACUGUUUGCUACAUAGCUCCCGAGUAUAGUGCUGGGGCUCCUUUGUCCGAAAAGUGCGACGUGUACAGCUUUGGCGUGCUCCUGCUGGUUGUGGUCUCUGGCCGGAGGCCUCUGCAGGUCACGGCUUCCCCUGUGCCAGAGUUCGAGCGGGCCAACUUGAUAUCGUGGGCCCGCCAGCUUGCGCUCGGCGGGCGACUACUGGAACUCGUGGACCCGGGCAUAGUGUCGCUGGACAGCAGGCAGGCCGAGCUGUGCGUGACAGUCGGGCUUCUGUGCCUGCAGCGUUCUCCCGAAAAACGCCCCACCGUAAGAGAGAUCGUGGGGAUGCUUUCGGGGGAGUCUGACCCGCCCGUUUUGCCGUUUGAGUUCUCGCCAUCUCCCCCGACGAUUUUUCCGUUCAAGUCGAAAAAAAAGGUGCGGUAA
Messenger RNA from Striga hermonthica, 1491 nucleotides. NCBI's taxonomy places the organism in Eukaryota, Viridiplantae, Streptophyta, Magnoliopsida, Lamiales, Orobanchaceae. The record is from the annotation of a GenBank genome assembly.